AUGGCCGCACCCCAAGUCGCAGCCACCCGGCCUGAGGAGCCCAUCACUGUUCCGGAGAACCUCGACGGCGUCGCCUAUCUGUACGGCCACCCACUCCUGAACUCCCUUUCCCCCCCUCUACACAAAACAGUCUACAAUGCAUUGGGCCUCAACUGGACCCAGAUCCCCCUGUCCAGCGUGACAGGCACAUCAGCCACUUACCCUCCACCCUACACAAUGUCUCCACCGAUUGAAAAGUAUCUGGCCUCGAUCAAGUCCAACCCCAAGUUCGUCGGCUCUUCCGUCACAAUGCCUCAUAAGGUCGCCAUCAUGCCUCACCUGGACGAUCUGACCGAGCACGCCCGCCAAGCCGGUGCCUGCAACACCAUCUUCCUGCGUAAGAAUGCCGCCGGCGAAACCGAGUACGUCGGCACAAACACCGACUGCGAUGGAAUCCGCGAAGCGCUUACCCAAAACGCGCCUGACCCGGAGCGCUUCCGCGGCCGGCCCGCGCUCAUCAUCGGAGGCGGGGGCACCGCCCGUACCGCCAUCUAUGUUAUGCGCCGCUGGCUCGGCUCAAGCAAGAUCUACAUCGUCAACCGUGAUGCCGCUGAGGUAGCUACUAUCCUCGAGGAGGACCGUCAACGUAACCCAGAUCCCAAUGAUCAGGCUCCCCUGAUUCAUGUCACUGAUCCUGAGGAGGCGGCGCGCCUUGAGGCCCCAGCUGCCAUCGUCUCGGGUAUCCCCAACUACCCGCCCAAGACCCCCGAGGAGUUGAACGCCCGCGCCAUCAUCCAGGCGUUCCUGGGUAAUGCGGCUGAUGCGCCACAGCAGCGGGGUGUUAUUUUGGAGAUGUGCUAUCACCCUGUCCCCUGGACCGAGAUUGCGCAGCUGGCAAGUGCUGCGGGCUGGAAAGUGAUCCUUGGAUCGGAGGCUUUGAUCUGGCAGGGUCUGGAGCAGGCACGUUUGUGGACAGGUCAGGAUGUUGUCGGCACACCUGGCCUUGUGCAGGCUGUGAAAGAUGUUGUGAAUGGGUCGGUCGCUGAGCGCUCGGCUAAGAUGUCCAACCUUUGA
This is a messenger RNA of Penicillium maclennaniae, 1053 nucleotides long. RefSeq names its product shikimate dehydrogenase family protein. The transcript has a single exon. Lineage: Eukaryota; Fungi; Ascomycota; Eurotiomycetes; Eurotiales; Aspergillaceae. The coding region runs from base 1 to 1053 and encodes 350 amino acids. Gene Ontology annotation, biological process: chorismate biosynthetic process; shikimate metabolic process. Gene Ontology annotation, molecular function: shikimate 3-dehydrogenase (NADP+) activity. The record is from RefSeq and is a predicted model, not a curated record.